Messenger RNA from Microthlaspi erraticum, 1275 nucleotides. NCBI's taxonomy places the organism in Eukaryota, Viridiplantae, Streptophyta, Magnoliopsida, Brassicales, Brassicaceae. The record is from the annotation of a GenBank genome assembly.
AUGGAGCCACGACAAGCCUCUGGUCAGAACCUUGGCUCUCACUUGACCAACAAGACACACCAAUGGGACACCCCCCCGGAGCAAACAAAGGAUUUACUUGUGUCAUGCCUCAUCUCACCUGCAACGGGACAGUGGAACAAGGAGAAAAUUAGAGACAUCAUGCCGUUCCAUGAGGAACGAGUACUCGAACUAAGACCAAGCGCAAAGGGAGCAAGAGACAAGACCAUCUGGUUACACACGGAGGAUGGAAUCUACAUAGCUAAGUCGGGUUACUAUAAAGGGCUUCAGGCAGACGAAGACAUGGGACCAGCUCUAGGAGAUAUAGAAAUGGAGGGGACUGAAGAACUACUACUCAGGGGAUUCGAUUGGAACAAACAAAUAUGGAGGCUCAACACAGGACAAAAAACCAAACUCUUCAUGUGGAAAGCAAUGAGAAACGGUUUACCGGUGGGAGAGAAUCUCCGAGCCAGGAAUGUGAACACAACGGUGCGAUGCUCGCACUGUGGUGAAGCGGAAACAACACUCCACCUCCUCUUUAGCUGUGAUUUCACGAUCAAGGUUUGGAACUUGAUCCCCUGCACACAAACAAUUGACUCUUGUUUAGUGCAGAGUGUGAGGAGCGGAAUUGAAGGUACAAAGGAUGCGAAUUGCUUACCUCCUACCGGAAUUAGCUCAGGACCGAUAUCCCCGUGGGUAGUCUGGUCAAUCUGGAAGAGCAGGAACCAGCGGAUCUUCGAGUCUCGAAGGCUCACCCCAGAGGAUACGACAACCCAAGCCCUAAGAAACGCAAGAGAGUGGCAAACAGCGCAAAUCAAAACACCGGCACGGAAGAUCCGAUCUCAGACACGACCUCCGGCUCAUCCCCUCACCGUAACAUGCAACACCGAUACAGCCUGGAACAGAGAGAGGAAAACAGCGGGAUUUGGCUGGCUAUUCAGCACGAGAGAAGGGGUCCGGAUGACGCACGGAUCCGCAUCGGAGAACACAAUCAGAUCAGCGCUGCUGGCUGAAGCAAUUUCAGUACACAGAGCGCUACAACACGCCAAACACCUCGGUCUCUCACACAUCUCGGUCGCUUCAGAUUCGCAACUGCUAAUCAAAGCAAUCAAUAGAGGGAUUCCGCACAAGGAACUCCACGGGAUUCUACACGAUAUCCUGGAUCUAGCUUGUUUCUUCUCGAAAAUCAGUUUUCGAUAUGUUCAAAGAGAAUCAAAUGUAAUCGACGAUAAGAUCGCGAAAAACGCUCUGGUUACACUCGGUCUAGGACCGGUUUAA